Pseudopipra pipra is the source of this 1418-nucleotide messenger RNA. RefSeq names its product endonuclease G (gene ENDOG). Gene Ontology annotation, cellular component: mitochondrial inner membrane; nucleus. The transcript is spliced from 3 exons. Lineage: Eukaryota; Metazoa; Chordata; Aves; Passeriformes; Pipridae. Gene Ontology annotation, molecular function: metal ion binding; nucleic acid binding; RNA endonuclease activity. Bases 366 to 1271 code for a protein of 301 amino acids. The record is from RefSeq and is a predicted model, not a curated record. Gene Ontology annotation, biological process: apoptotic DNA fragmentation.
CGGGCCGUCCGAGUCUUGGGUCCCAGCCAUCUCCUCCUUCCCGACGUGGUUUUGCUUUCCCUUCCCAAACGCGGGAGCGGUGCCUUUCUCCCGGGAGCACCCGCGGGCGCUCUCGGCCGCGGUGUGAGCGCGGGUCCCGCGCCUCGCUGACCGCUGAGUGCUUCUGUUCUGUGUCCCGCUCCCUCUCCCGUCCCGUCAUUCCCGGUAAAUCCUUUCCCGCUCCCAUCGCGGGGUCCGCGCUGUCCCCGCACCCGCGCCGUGCGCGCGCUGCCUUAAAGCGGCGAUGCCGCCGCCUCAUCGCGGCCGCCCCCGGCGCGGUCGCGGCCCGUUUUAAGCGCCGGGGGGCGGUCCCCACCGGUACGGCCAUGCUGCGGGCGCGCUGGGCGCUGCCCUUCGCGGUGGGCGCGGGGCUGGGGGCGGCCCUGGCCCCCCGGCACCGCCGGGAUUCCCCGGACCCGCGGGGCGAGGCGGCCGAAGGGCUGCUGGCCCGGCUGCCCGUGCUGCCCGCCGUGGCCGCGGCCGCGGCCGACCUGCCGGCCCCGCCGGGCUCGGGGCGCACCGAGCUCAGCAAGUACGGGCUGCCCGGGCUGGCGCAGCUGCGGAGCCGCGAGUCCUACGUGCUGUGCUACGACCCGCGGAGCCGCAGCGCGCUCUGGGUCAUCGAGCAGCUCAACCGGGACACGCUGAGCGGCGCCUCGGACCGCGCCGCCUGCGACUUCCAGGAGGACGACUCGGUGCACGAGUAUCACCGCGCCACCAACGCCGACUACCGCGGCAGCGGCUUCGACCGCGGGCACCUGGCGGCGGCCGCCAACCACAAGUGGAGCCAGAAGGCCAUGCGGGACACGUUCUACCUGAGCAACAUCGCCCCGCAGAAUCCUCACUUAAACCAGAAUGCCUGGAAUAACCUUGAGAAGUACUGCAGGAGCUUGGCAAGGCACAACAGGAACGUCUAUGUCUGCACAGGACCCCUCUUCCUGCCCAGGGCGGAGGCUGAUGGGAAGGUGUAUGUCAAGUACCAGGUGAUUGGGAAGAACAACGUGGCCGUCCCCACCCACUUCUUCAAGGUGCUCAUCUUGGAAAAGGAGAGUGGGGAGAUCGAGCUGCGCUCGUACGUGAUGCCCAACAGCCCCGUGGAUGAGAAAAUCCCCCUGGAACGGUUCCUGGUCCCCAUCGAGAGCAUCGAGAGAGCCUCGGGGCUGCUCUUUGUCCCAAACAUCCUGAGGAGAACAAGUAACUUGAAAGCCAUCACAGCUGGGAGCAAAAGUUGAACCCUGACUAAGCAAAUCCAGGUAUCCCCUGGGAAGGGACUGACAGCAGUGACCCACAGAAUCAUAGUUCCUUGUGCAAUUUUAAAUGUGGGAAGAAUCAAACUAAUGCUUCUUUCUACCCCUUCCCCUCUUUUGUGUGACAGUGAA